GACACAAUCAGGAAUUAAAUCACAUGUUUAGGAGACACACCGACACCGACCCAAUGGCAGUGGACAGCAGUAAUAGUUCUCCUCCCACCCAUUCAACAGUUGGUGCUUUGCGGCCCGUUCUCUUUGUGUUCUACACACUGGAGAAUGUGUUCAACAUGUUCUGCAUGGCCUAUCACAUCUCAGGCUUCAUGGCCGUCAAUCUGGAGAUUUUCUCGUGGGAGAAGCAAAUGUUGCAGUACUGCUACAUGGUCUCCUUCUACGUCUUCAUGGUGCUGACCCUCUUUCAGAGCAUCAGCGUCUGCACGGGCCACACGCCCACUGUCUGCAUGGAGAUAAUCAAGUCCACGGCUGCGGCCAGCGCCUUUACCCUGAUCUCUAUUACCACCAUGUGGGAUGCCGAGCACGAUUUCCAUCUCAUGUUUUCGGGCGAGGAGCCGUCCGAGGGGGAGUACCAGGUGGACAAGCCCGUUCAUCCUUUCUGCCACUACAUGCGCAGCCAGGCCAUUGCCUCGCUCACCUGCGGCAUCCUCUACAUGCUGCAUGCCGCAUUGAUGAUCGACGUAAAGAUCACCGCGUACUACAACGGCAAGAGCGGCGAUGGCGAGUACAUGCCCAUUCCACUGUAUGUCUUUGGCCGCUGGACCCACGGCAUGCUGGAGAAAUUUCCGUGGUUCUUGGAGUUUUGCGAUAACAAGCAAAUGGAUAUAUAGCCACAGAUUCUUGUG
Molecule: messenger RNA, 725 nt
Organism: Drosophila guanche
Lineage: Eukaryota; Metazoa; Arthropoda; Insecta; Diptera; Drosophilidae
Exons: 1
Coding region: 24-710 (228 amino acids)
Source: RefSeq, a predicted model, not a curated record